Linum trigynum is the source of this 922-nucleotide messenger RNA. NCBI's taxonomy places the organism in Eukaryota, Viridiplantae, Streptophyta, Magnoliopsida, Malpighiales, Linaceae. The record is from the annotation of a GenBank genome assembly.
CCUCAAAACCUAAGUGAAGGGAAGUUACUCCAUAGAGAAGAGAGAGACUGCAGAAAUCUGAUCUAGAUCUUCAAUCUCCAUCUCCAAGCUUGAUUCCCGAGCUCCAAUGGCGAAGAAAUCCUCCAAAAUAGCUCCAAGAAUGUUCCCAAGUCGCUCUCUCUCUCUAGGGUUCGUCCCUUGGGUGUUUGGGAUCCAAAACCCAGCUCUCCUCUUCUUUGGUUCGGAAUUUGGCUUAAAACCAGGAAAUCCCGACUCGCACGGCCAGGGUGCACGGCCGUGCAUAUCACCAUUCUGGCCGUGCAACUCAAAACGCAGAGUGUCAUUUAGUCGAACUUCAGCCCUCUCGCACGGCCAGGGUGCACGGCCGUGCGAGCUUCAGGGGUUGCCCGUGCGUGUCCUCGGCAUAAGGCGCACGGCCAUAUUGCUCACGUGCACGGCCGUGCAGCCUCCCUGGUCUGCCCGUGCAGCUCCCCAAAAACCUCGCCAUUCGUCCGUUCUUCGUCCAAUCGACCCCAGACUCGCUCCUAAGCCUUCAUUCACGUACUAGGACCUGAAACAUCACAAACAAGCACAACCUAGCGUGAAAUCGGUCUAAAACACGAGAAAUCACAUCUCAAACGGUGUAAGAACAGGGGUAAAAACAUGUGUAAUUAACGGUCUAUCAAACUCCCCCACACUUAACCGUUUGCUUGUCCCCAAGCAAACCUAACUCAAACCAAUGCAACUCUCCAGACCUCUAUAGCAACAAACAACCCAGAUCGUAGGUAGAGGACUUCCUAGAUCAUUUAGCAGCUUACGAGGUCAACCGACGCACAAGUCAUCUCAUAACUUCUUCGGCGAGUCGGCAUCAUGGCAAAUAGUGAACAGAGGACAAAUGGAUUGUGGAUGAAGAGAUUCUCAAAAACAAAGGAUCAUGGACUCA